GUGUUAUCUAUACUGCAUAUCGCGGGGGAAGUUAUCCCGAAACUUGAACAAGUGUUGGAAAAACUUGAGAAUUUGGAACGGUAUGUAAAAGCAGUUGACGAAAAAGUUAGUAAUUUGCAGGCAAAGGUGGAUUGUUUCGAGGCUUUCAAAAACAAACAGAAAAAAAGAUCAAAGAACUGGAAGACGAAUUGGAUUUUGCGAACACGGAACGCGAGUCUUUCAAGGAGAAAUUUGACAAGCUGAAAUGCGAAAUUAAUCAGCUCCGGGACGAGAAACUAUACAUGGAAGUUUAUCAGCGGCGGGAAAAUCUUCGUUUUUUCGGAAUUAAAGAAGAGGCCGGUAUGGAGGAGGAUGCGAGAGAGGUUUUGGUUGGAUUCCUUAAAACAGAGCUUGGUAUGGAAAAUGUAGAUCAAAUCGAAUUCCAAAGGGUCCAUCGUGUUGGAAAACGUGUUUCUUCCAGUGGUAAACCUCGACAAAUAAUUGCACGUUUUUUGAAAUAUCCUCAACGUGAAGAAGUUAUGUCCAAUGCUAGAAAGCUACAAGGAAAAACUUUG
Porites lobata is the source of this 554-nucleotide messenger RNA. The record is from the annotation of a GenBank genome assembly. NCBI's taxonomy places the organism in Eukaryota, Metazoa, Cnidaria, Anthozoa, Scleractinia, Poritidae.